This is a messenger RNA of Nelumbo nucifera (sacred lotus), 2269 nucleotides long. Its product is annotated as 5'-3' exonuclease family protein. Gene Ontology annotation, molecular function: 5'-flap endonuclease activity. NCBI's taxonomy places the organism in Eukaryota, Viridiplantae, Streptophyta, Magnoliopsida, Proteales, Nelumbonaceae. Gene Ontology annotation, biological process: pollen development. The record is from RefSeq and is a predicted model, not a curated record.
CAAACCCUCUCUAGUCCAUCCUCCGUUCACCAUUCUGCAAUCUCCACUGCUUCGGCCUCUUCGUCGUAUAUUAGUAAUAAUGUGAAAGGAUCAAAGACACAUAUCUUCUCUAUCGGAGAAUCGCCAUUGUUUGCUCGGCGUACUUCGUCGAAUAUGGGCGUUGGAGGGAACUUCUGGGAUCUGCUAAAACCCUACGCGCGCAACGAAGGUUUCGAUUUCCUCCGAAACAAAAGAGUAGCAGUCGACCUCUCCUUCUGGAUUGUUCAACACGAAACCGCCAUUAAGGGGAAUGCAAGAAAUCCCCAUCUCAGACUCACAUUCUUUAGAACCAUCAAUCUCUUCUCCAAGCUUGGAGCAUUUCCAGUCUUUGUGGUCGACGGAGUUCCGUCUCCAUUGAAGUCACGGGCGAGGAUUGAGCGCUUCAUUCGCUCUUCUGGCAUCGAUUUACCGAGCAGACUGAAGGCGGAAGAUGGUGUCUCCGUCGAAAGGAAUCGUUCUUUUACGAAAUGUGUUAGAGAGUGUGUGGAGCUGCUUGAACUCCUAGGGAUGCCAGUGCUAGAAGCAAAAUCUGAAGCUGAAGGACUUUGUGCCCAACUAAAUGAUGAAGGCCAUGUUGAUGCCUGUAUCACAGCUGACAGUGAUGCCUUCCUUUUUGGGGCCAAAUGUGUUGUAAAAUGUCUCCGGCUAAACUCUAAAGAACCUUUUGAAUGCUACAACAUUUCAGAUAUUGAAGCCGGUCUCGGGCUGAAGAGGAAGCAUUUGAUAGCCAUCUCUCUUUUGGUUGGGAAUGACCAUGACUUGAAUGGUGUGCCAGGGAUUGGAGUUGAUACAGCUCUUCGUUUUGUUCAAAUGUUUUCUGAAGAUGAGGUUUUGAAUAGGCUGCAGGAAGUAGGUAAUGGGGAAACAUUAUUGUUUCAGGGCGGUAUUGAAUCUGUGGGUUGUAUACCUAAUUCUGUUGAAAACUCAAUAAAGACAAAAUCCCUUCAUUGUUCCUGCUGUGGACAUCCAGGCACCAAGAGAGGUCAUCUGAAGGUAGCUUGCAAUUAUUGCAGUGUUAAUAGUAAUGAGAAUUGCAUACAGAAGAUGGUUGGCUUCAAAUGUGAAUGCUCUUCCUGUGAUAGUGAUCGGAAAAGUAAGGAACAGAAGAAGCACGAAAAUUGGCAAAUCAAAGUUUGCCAAAAAAUUGCCAUGGAGCAGAGCUUUCCAAAUAAUGAGAUCAUUGAACUGUAUUUAAGCCACAACCACGGGAAUUUGUUUGAAAAUGGUCCUUUGUUGUGGGAAAACCCAAAUAUUGAAACACUAGUUGAUUUCUUAUGUUAUCAUCAGCAGUGGGACCCAUCUUACAUACGGCAAAAGAUGCUCCCAAUGUUGUCCACCAUAUUCUUAAGAGAGAUGGCUUCAAAUCCAACCAGAGAUGCACUGUUAUAUGGACAAUAUGAGUUCAAUUCUAUUCAGCGUGUGAAGGUGAGAUGUGGUCACCCCUUUUAUGUGGUCAAGUGGAAGAAAGCUGCUCAUGAUAUGGGGAGUGCCAUGCAUAUGAUUCCAACCAAACAGGUGGAUUUACAGCAGGGAGAGUCAGAUGUAGUGGCUGAAUCUAGUGAUCUACUGGAUGAGCCUGAUGUCCCUCAGAUUCUUGUCAUCGAUGAAUGCUGGUUUCUGUUGACAGAUGAAAAUAUUGAGCUGGUUCGAGCAGCAUUUCCUAGAAAGGUUGAAGCAUUUUUGAAGGAAAAAGAAAUGAAAGAACUGAAAUCACGAAGAAAGAAGUCUGCUUCGAGUUUUGUUGGAACUCAAAGGUCAGAAUCUCCAAAAUCAAGUGGCAUCCAGCUGAGUAUUACCGAGUUUUACCGUUCAACAAAAUUACCAGAUCAGGCGAAGCAGGCAGGAGAUUCAACUGAGAACUCCGAGAAGCAAUCAGAAGGGAUUUCUAAAGCUAGGAGAAAGGGCUCUAGUCCAAACUUAUCCAAGUCUGUCAGGCGGCGUCUUCUUUUUGAUUAGGGCCAUUGUUGAUUGUUGUUAUCCCUGAAUCCAUUACUUCUGUUUUCACUUAUCUCAAUGUAAUGCGAUGUUUCCCUUUUUUGUUAUUGCGUUUGCCCCCAUGUAUGUUAAAGAUGUAAAUUGUAUCUGUUUUCAGUCUACAAUCAAGUUCUGCUUUGAGCAAAAUCAAGUGAGCAGGGAUGAUUUGUAAUUAAGAGAAAUUGCGAGGGUGGAGGAGGAGAUUGCCACUCUUUGUUUAUAAUAUAUGCCCUUGUUCUUUUUUCUUUUGCUGAAA